This is a messenger RNA of Miscanthus lutarioriparius, 426 nucleotides long. Lineage: Eukaryota; Viridiplantae; Streptophyta; Magnoliopsida; Poales; Poaceae. The record is from the annotation of a GenBank genome assembly.
AUGAUUGACCAGCAGCUGGUGAUGCGCUUCGAAGACGGCGACGACCACGGCGGCGGCGGCUGCGGCGAGGAGGAGGCCGUCGUCAAGACCACGAGGCCGCCGGUGUCGCGGCGGUCGCUCCGCAAGAUCCUGUCGCGGCUGCACGUGGACGUGUGGACGGCCCAGCACGACGCCAAGCUCCUGGACCUUCUGCUGCUGCGGCGAACGCGCGGCGGCGGCGGCGUGGGCGACCUCACCGCGGACGACUGGUCGGCCAUCCGCGCCGAGCUCAACGCGGCCGCCGGGUCCGCGUUCCCCGUCGAGGACCUGCAGCGGCGGCUGGCCGAGCUCCGGCGCGAGUUCGACGCCGUCAGCCGGAUCAAGGACCACCCCCGGUUCACCUACGACGCGCGCCGCCGGGUCGUCGUCGCCAAGGAGGCCGAGUAG